Molecule: messenger RNA, 1590 nt
Organism: Aspergillus vadensis CBS 113365
Lineage: Eukaryota; Fungi; Ascomycota; Eurotiomycetes; Eurotiales; Aspergillaceae
Product: beta-glucosidase
Exons: 4
Coding region: 34-1590 (518 amino acids)
Biological process (GO): regulation of DNA-templated transcription
Molecular function (GO): DNA-binding transcription factor activity, RNA polymerase II-specific; zinc ion binding
Source: RefSeq, a predicted model, not a curated record
UUCGGUCGUCUGCUGUUGAGAAUAAAUGUUGCCAUGACCACGCGUGCAGAGUUGGCCACCCAGGCUUGUGACAUCUGCCGGAAGCGCAAGGUCAAAUGCAAUGUGACUUCAUCAUCGACCGAUGCCCCUUCCAGAUGUGGGCGCUGUGCUAGAUUAGACCUGCCGUGCACCUUUCUAUCUCCAUCCCGGACGCGAGGCCCAAAGAAACGCUCACAUACAAGAUCUCCGGCACACUCGCAGCCAGAUGGAGAGAGUGGGGAGGCCCGGGUUUUGGGCGCCAUCAAUUAUCCCACGGAUGAUCUGUGCGAUCGACACCUUUUUUCCUGCAUCAUGCAGGACUAUCUGGAUUACCUGUAUCCUCUGAUUCCAAUAGUGCAUCGGCCGUCUUUUCGACAGUCUUUGCAGGAGAACCAUGAUCGCGAGGAUAGCGGAUUUCUUGGGCUCAUCACCGCCAUCGCUGCGGUGGUCAUCGCCACUAUGCCUAGCAGAUUUCAUUCAUAUCGAAGUGCGACCCCGCCCUUGAGGUUCACGUCACGUAGGGACAUGGUCCGUCAUUGCUAUGACAAAAUUUUGCGGCUGAGGGACUUGACCUACUUCGACCACAUUAAUUUCCAGAAGUUUGCCAUCUCGUACUUGAUGUAUGCUGCAUUUCGGCAGUUGGGUGACCAUAAUUGGUCCCGUAUGUUAGAUACUCAACUGCGGAAGAAGGGCUUUUGGUUGAUUUUCUAUGGAUUCGUCCAUAAUCAACUGCAGAAUGUGCUAGGAGAGCGAUUGUCAUACCUGGAUCCCAUCCUUCUUCACUCUAUCAACCCGGAAGAUCUCAUGCCACUCGAAGUCGAUGACGAAAUGAUCUUCGAGAACGAGGUGCUUAUGCCACCGUCCCAAAGUGCAUGCCUGGUAACGGGCUUUAUCCUCCACUCCAAGGUGUUCUGGGCUGCUAUCAGGAGCACCUGUCCGGAAUCACCGGCUGGCCCGUGUCCCUGUGUGAGGGCCCGCGAUCCAGCCGUGCAAAUUUCUUACAUCCAGGAUCGUCUUCACAAUUUACGGUUCUUACUGGAUGAUAUUCCACCUCUCCUCCGGCCAUGGCAGCCAUCGGAUACCGACACUAUCGCUAACGGUGGGAACACUGGUGUGACAGAGAUGACGCAGUCACAUUUUGCUUCUAUGCGAGUAAAUCUACAUGUCACACACCUGUGGCUACAAAGCUUGCUUGUUGAUCAGCUGGAGGCGGCGCAAGCGCACAAAUCAGAGCUAUCAUUAACAUCUACCGACCAUGCACAACCAAUGCUUGAUGCAAAAGCGUUGUGGCUUCAAAGGGAAGAUCUUUGUCGUCAACUAUUCUGCAUCCUAUUCAGCCUGCCCCAGAUCAACCUGGAAGCGAAUGGUCUACAUUUGGCGCACAAAGUGCGUGAUAUCGCGGCGGGCUUGCUGGUAUGCCCAUUCCAUCCAGCUGGCCCGGAAGCGGAGCGAGCAGCCGAGUACCUACGGCAGUCAACCGACAUCCUGUCUCGCAUAGACAGUAGCGAAAGCAUGGUUACGAUGCAUCUACAAACCUGGAUAGAUACAGAUCGAGUGAAAGGUAAUUCAUAA